UGAAAGUUGUUUAGAUGUUUUUGAGUGAAUGAACUUGUGCUCUGAUGUUACAGAGAGGGCAGGGUAUGACAGGGAGGUGCAGUGUCACAUUAUCAGUUUUUUGCACAUGUUUCAAAGUGGGUCUGUGUCGUUCUCCAUUGAAAACUGUCAGAAGACAUUCCCACUCCUUUGCAUAUAAUCGUAUGGUGUAUUAGACGGCUACAGCUGCUUUGGAGACAUGUGUUUUUCUUUAAGGAUGUUUAUGCUUCUUUUUGUGAUCAUCCUGGGUUUGUGCCACUGUCACGAGGAGAGUAGUCAGCCAUAUUUGGGGAAGCCAUGGGUCUCUGGUCCGUCUGUGGCUCUCGAGAAGGAGAUUGUAGAUUUUCAUUGCCAGCUUUUUGCAUACCCAAAGAAUGAACCUAUCCUACUGCGGCUUUUCAAGGAGGGUGACCGCAGCAAACUGCUUGCUCUUUACACCUCCCUGGAUGGAGAGCCUGGAGUUUUUCCUAUCAUCAUCAAACAUCACCAUGAAGGAAACCUGGAGUGUGUGGCCAGUGCACAAAACAACACCCUAAUAAAGCCAACAACCAGCAACCCACACCACUUGAAGGUUAUCGUGCCAGUGAAAGAUGCAAAAGUUGUCAUCAGUUCAGGUAAAAAGGAGUUAUUUGAGGGGGCGACACUGGAGCUACACUGUCAAUGUCAAGCUGGAACACAUGUGACCUACAAGUGGCUGCUGAAUGGUCGACCUGUUUCCCCAUCUCCUCUGUACUAUGUCAGUGAUAACUACCUCAGGAUCUACAGAACCAACUCUGAACACAGUGGCUCCUAUGCUUGUAUUGCUUUUAAUCAAUACAACAACACAGUCUUCAACUCCACAAGCCCUGGAGCUGUAAUCACAGUCAGAGAUCUGGUGUCAAACCCUGACAUCUCCUUCACCGUAUUGAAACAGGAUUCACAGAAUUAUUCUGUCGUGGUCUCCUGCCUUUCAACCAGAGGGACUCCGCCUGUCACCUUCUCACUCUACAACAGGAAAGAUUUAGUUGCAAACAUGACAGUUGAAGAUAGAAAUGCCACAUUCAGUGUCCCUAUUGUUUUGGACCGGCAUUUAGGAUGGCUUCAGUGCCAGGCAGACAAUGGAGACCGAACCGCUUACAGUCAGUGGAUGCCCUUAGAAGUGGUCCCAGUUGGUGGUCCUGUGUCGAUGCAUUAUGACUACGACAUCGGAGAAAACUUUGUUGUUGUCGGCUUGAGGUUUUACUGUAAAGCUGCGAAAGGGACUCAUCCUCGGUUCCAGUGGUUCCUCAACACAACCCUCCUAUAUGGCCGAGGCAGCUUCUACUACGUGGUGGAACAGCCUCCAGAGAGGUCAGUUCUCCUGAUGUCUGUGGGGAGGGACAGCGCUGGGACAUACCAUUGCCAAGUGUCCGACAGUUUUGACAACGCCACUGCACUGAGCAGUAAGAGGCUAUAUCUGGACAAAGAAGUGCUGAACCGUCUCCCGGUCCUUGUGGUGGCGAUUGUCUUUGGGUGUUUCAGCUUCAUUAUUGUCCUGGUGUCCAUUUGUUGUGUGAUUGGAGUGGUGUUCAGACCAAGGCAGACAGAAGAGAAAUCUGUCUUGCACCUGAAUAUGAAGAAAAUGACGGCAGCAUAUGAAGAUGAGCUGGAUUUGUCAGAUUACUCUGAGGGUAUUGAUGUAAUGAGGACAACUACAGCAGUUGAAUUUGACCAGGUGUCUGAAUCAUCUGUAGAUGAAUGGCCCCAAAUUAAAGCAGAGAGGAAGAGGAUGGAGGAGAAAGAGGAGGAUGAAGCAGUUCUAUGAGCCUGACGGGUCAAACUGUUUCCUCCAGAAACACCUCAACAAGAACCACUACUCAGUGAAACAUCCCCUUUUGACUCCUGGCUCAGACGGACAGCAGCAUUGUCUUGAAAGAAGUUUUAAUCUAUAAAACAUGAAUAAUGCUACAAUUAAAAAGAAAAUAAAUAUAACAAUAAAGCAUGCUGAAAAUUGGAGGAGCACUAAUAAGAGCAGUGACAUAGACAACCAGGUGAUAAAACACCAAGUUUAUGCAACAAUAAUACCAAUGAUUGAAAUUAUUUUUUUGCAGGCAAGGAUAUCUACUUUUGUUGUGGAAGCAUUUCUUAAAUGUGUGUUUAUUAUGUAAACAAUAUUAUUAUGUAACUCAAUUGCCCACAGAUGUAAGGGAGUGAAUGGUUGUUUGUCAGCCCUGCGAUGAACUGGUGACACGUCCAGGGUGUAGCCCACCUUCAUACAAUGGCGGCUGGGAUAGACUCCAGUUAAGAUGAAUGAAUGAAUGAAUGAAUGACUUUCUCUUCUGUUAUUUUCUAUAAGGUAACAUUUUCACUGCAAAGGGCCUCUACAGUUGAUCAGAGCACAUAUUGUCAGUCAUAGCAGCUUAUAUCCACUAAAUUAUGCUAUUUGUGCUUUUUUUUUUUUUUUUUUUUUUUACAAUUCCUCAGUAAAAUGUGUCACACCAGUGACAACAGCAAAAAGUUUUGUCUGAAAUUAUGAAAUAAAUCACAUUUCGAAGAAGUGAAAAGAAGAAGGAAGGGCAAAGUCAAGAAAGUGAUUAGUAUGAUUUUUUUUUUUUCAUUGUAAGAGAUUUGUGUUGCACUGUACCAUCAGUGACAUCACCAGGGGACCAUGUUCAUUAUGUGCUUUAGAACAUUUGUUCGACAUUUUGUUUUAAUCUGUUAAUGUUCAUCAUGUAUCUGACUGCACUUCUGCAUGUAAGUAACGGCAAACUCCUGGCUCAGAAAGAUGUAAAUGUUCCAGUAUCAUACUAUUUUACUAAAAUGUGAAGAAACUGUA
This is a messenger RNA of Sphaeramia orbicularis (orbiculate cardinalfish), 2812 nucleotides long. RefSeq names its product Fc receptor-like protein 5. The record is from RefSeq and is a predicted model, not a curated record. NCBI's taxonomy places the organism in Eukaryota, Metazoa, Chordata, Actinopteri, Kurtiformes, Apogonidae. Bases 218 to 1801 code for a protein of 527 amino acids. The transcript is spliced from 13 exons.